This is a messenger RNA of Penicillium bovifimosum, 2163 nucleotides long. Its product is annotated as Ribosomal protein S10. NCBI's taxonomy places the organism in Eukaryota, Fungi, Ascomycota, Eurotiomycetes, Eurotiales, Aspergillaceae. The transcript is spliced from 8 exons. Gene Ontology annotation, molecular function: ATP binding; aspartic-type endopeptidase activity; tryptophan-tRNA ligase activity. Gene Ontology annotation, biological process: proteolysis; mitochondrial tryptophanyl-tRNA aminoacylation. Gene Ontology annotation, cellular component: mitochondrial matrix; mitochondrion. The record is from RefSeq and is a predicted model, not a curated record. Bases 1 to 2163 code for a protein of 720 amino acids.
AUGUGGAUUCUCAGUACGGUGGCUUCUAUGGGUUAUCUGUCGCGCAUGACCCAGUGGAAGAGUAAACUCCAGCUGCCGGACGAUGCCACACUUGAUGAUUCGGCAGCACGAGCACAGCUGCGACUGGGUCUUUUCUCUUAUCCAGUACUUCAAGCUGCCGAUAUCCUUGUGCAUAGAGCUACUCAUGUCCCAGUUGGCGAAGACCAGAGACAGCAUCUGGAGUUCUCCAGAUACACGGCAAACAGUUUCAAUCACCUCUACGGGCCCAUCUUCCCCAUUCCAGAGGCACUGAUAUCCCCUGCCAAACGAGUGAUGUCUUUGAAGGAGCCCCGCUCAAAGAUGUCCAAGUCGCAUGCCGAUGCGAAAUCCAGGAUCAUCCUCACGGAUUCGCCGACUGAGAUUCGUCAGAAAGUUAAGGUGGCCCUGACGGACUCAGAACCGAGCAUCACCUACGACCCGACUCGUCGACCGGGUGUGUCAAAUCUGAUUGAGAUUCUCAGCCAUCUGGAAGGUGUUUCAUGCGAGACGAUUGCAUCUGAAUUCCACAGCGCAAGUCUCCGAUCACUCAAGGAGCACGUUGCAGACCGAAUCGCCCAUCAUUUGGAACCAACGCGAGAUCGGUAUAUCGAGAUAAUGCAGGAUCAGACAGGGUAUUUGGAUUCGGUGGCUGAAGAGGGAGCCGAGGCAGCCCGCGCCAACGCUCGGGUGACUAUGCAGCAAAUUCGGGAUGCAAUGGUGAAGGCCACCGGCCUGGUGUUGCCUGGCUGGGGGUUGACACUUCAUCGAAGAGAGGCUCCCGCAGUGGUGGUAAUGGACAUUCAACGCAGAGAUAUCCUCGAUCCUGUCGCGAGAGAUAGAGUGAGGAGGAAACGCACUUCGACGGUCAAUCAGGCAUUGGACAAUGAAGAAACUCUCUACCUCUGCAAUGUCACCUUGGGUACCCCAAAACAGAGCGUGCGUCUGGUGCUUGACACUGGAAGUAGUGAUUUAUGGUGCAACACGCCGAACUCCUCUAUCUGUGAAUCUACCCAAGAUCCCUGUAGUGUGUCCGGCACUUUCGACCCGAGUCUCUCCUCUUCAUUAUCUUUUGUGAAUUCUGACUUCAAUAUCACCUACGCUGAUGGGUCCAACGCCGUCGGAGACUAUGUUACCGACACUCUGACUAUAGGAGGCACAACCCUCCAAGACUUCCAAUUUGGUGUCGGAUUCUCGUCUACAUCCGCAGAGGGUGUGUUGGGCAUAGGGUAUGCUGUGAAUGAGGUUCAAGCUGGCAGGAAUGGUGGCUCGCCGUAUGCCAAUCUGCCCAAGGCAAUGGUUGAAAAAGGCAUUAUUAAGUCCAAUGCCUAUAGUCUCUGGCUGAACGAUUUGGAUGCAAACACGGGCUCCAUUCUAUUCGGUGGAGUCAACACCAAGAAAUUUCAUGGCACCCUGCAGACAAUCCCCAUCCAGAAGGUUGGCGGAAUCUUUUCGGAGUUUAUCAUCGCCCUCACAGAAGUCGCCAUAACCACUUCCUCACAAACAAAAACCCUUUCCCCGAGUUCGAUCCCGGCGGGUGUAUUGCUGGAUUCGGGAAGUUCUCUCACCUACCUCCCGAACACUCUUGUCCAGGAAAUCUAUGAUGAACUCGGGGUUGUGUUUGAUCCAGAAACUGGAACUGGCUAUAUUGAAUGUAGCCUGGCAGGAAAGGGCAUCGCUAUCAGCUUCACAUUUUCAUCCGCGAAAAUUAAUGUGGACAUCAGAGAGUUGACCAUUGACGUAGGCGGCCUGUUCUUCAGCAAGGGCAAGCGAGCCUGCAUUUUUGGAAUUGCCCCAGCAGGAAGCAGCACGGCUGUCCUGGGCGAUACAUUCCUUCGCAGUGCCUACGUGGUGUACGAUCUUGACAACAACGAGAUAUCUCUCGCCAACACCAAUUUCAAUUCCACCGAGAACGAUAUCUUAGAGAUCGGGACAGGGACCGAUUCUGUCCCCGGCGCCACUGCAGUCUCAAACCCGGUGACUACUGCACCGAUUGGUGGGGCUGCUGCUCGUAUUGGAGGACCGCAUGGAGGAUCUGGCAUCUUUGGCCCUGCCUCCAGCACUGGGAACAUGGCCAUGCCCAGGGCAACCGCUAUGUCAAAGCACCUGGCCCUCAGUUUUGGAGCGGGAGCCCUUCUUGCUCUAUAA